GGAUUUCUGCAGAUGUCAACUGUCACUUCACGAUAGACGUUUGUUCAGCGGAGGACGGACGACGUAGUUUGUUGCCACUUAUCCAAAGUAAAGCAAACUACAACCACUUUUAUCCACUCAUUACAUACUUCGAUCAGAUUUGCUUCAGAGAUAUAGGCAAAAAGAUACUGGUUACACGGAAAAGCUGAGGAGGGGUGUGACUGAUCCUAGAUCGGUGCCAAUCGCGCGUCAAGCUGCCUAUACAGAGGGCACUGCGCCAGGCUAUGUGCCAUUCAAAGCCAGUGACAAAGAAAAAAUCGGAAAAGAUUGUAAAAAGGUAGAGGACCGCGGGGGCGAUCGUGUAGCGAGGCACGAGUAAGCAAACCCCCCGAAGCGAACAGCCAUUGUGUUCGUUCAGAUUAUGUGAGAGCGCCAUACAGUUGACGCUCGACGUGAAGAAAAUGUGCGGAAGGGGCACGAUGUGCCAUUGGGAGGCGCACGGCGACAGGAAUUCCGUCAAGGAGACGGAGAAACUCAAGAACGACUGGAGGAGAGGCGAUGGGGAAAGCAGGCACCGAUGGCAGAAAUCGGGAAGGAAGCAGGGAAGAAGGGCGCACGGUCUAAAAAUGCGCAAAAACCGCGCGAGAGCGCCCGGUGCGGUGGUGUCGUUGCGCCCUGCGCACCGAGCACCUGGCAUGAGGGCGCCCAGGAACACCAACCAGUUCCUCAUGCACGAGAAAUACCAGAUGAUGCAUAUGAAAUCGGACUCGGUUGGCACGGAGAGCGGCUCCGAUUGCGAAAUGAACUUCGCGGAUAUGGACUCGUACCUGGGCGUGCUCGAGAAUGCCCGAGGCGCACUGCUGGACAUUCCCGAUAUGCCCUCGCCACCCACGUUUUACGCACGGCAGAGGACACAGACGUUCACCUUCUUCAACUUCGACCAAGAAGAAAGCAUGCAGUAUUUCCCAUCUGAAGACGACGUGAUGCAAAGCGAGGAUUUCAUGCAAAGAGACUUCAAAGAGUUUUGUGAGACUGUCAGCACUGUGGCACCAUGUGUUUAGACACCUGCCACAGGUAACGUGUUUACGUCAUCGCUUUGGUGGUUUUGAGAACAAAAUAUAUUUGUUGUAAUAUUACAGGACAUUUCUGUGAUUGUUUAUUCUGUAAUGUGUGAUGAGUGGUCUGUUAUGGGAGGGGGAGAGAAAGUAGGAGUGAUGCGAGACAGCCAAUCACAUUCGAGAUCAUUUGAUCGCUCAUGACAAACAUACCAGUGGGUUGUACUGCAAACUGUUUGUCAACGUUUUUAUAAUAAAAUGACAUUUUGCUAAA
Messenger RNA from Triplophysa dalaica, 1308 nucleotides. Its product is annotated as coiled-coil domain-containing glutamate-rich protein 1-like. The transcript has a single exon. Bases 441 to 1040 code for a protein of 199 amino acids. Lineage: Eukaryota; Metazoa; Chordata; Actinopteri; Cypriniformes; Nemacheilidae. The record is from RefSeq and is a predicted model, not a curated record.